Messenger RNA from Aspergillus pseudotamarii, 1150 nucleotides. Its product is annotated as EKC/KEOPS complex subunit CGI121/TPRKB. The transcript is spliced from 3 exons. Gene Ontology annotation, cellular component: cytosol; EKC/KEOPS complex; nucleus. The coding region runs from base 180 to 776 and encodes 198 amino acids. The record is from RefSeq and is a predicted model, not a curated record. Lineage: Eukaryota; Fungi; Ascomycota; Eurotiomycetes; Eurotiales; Aspergillaceae. Gene Ontology annotation, biological process: tRNA threonylcarbamoyladenosine modification; telomere maintenance via recombination.
GGGGAAAAGAGCUGCAGUUUUGCCGAUACGGACAUUGCAUAUCACCGAUUUUCUUAUUCCCUUGAUCACCAUUGCAGUGUGUGGAAGUGGAACUACCUUCGCCAAUUGACCUGAUUCUCAGCAUCUACAGCUCCAUCGUCGGCUUUUAGAGUGCCAGUGCACAUAACUCUCAGCCCACCAUGUCUUCAACAUUAGAAACCAUAAACCUGCCCCAUCUCCCUUCUACUAUGCCUGUGCAUGUAGCUAUCUACCGUGAUGUCCAGAAUGCUCCUUUUCUCCGGCAGCAGCUCAUAUCCGGGAACUCGGAUUUCGAAUAUGCGUUCAUUGAUGCAAGCAUGGUUCUUUCGAGAGCGCACGUUUCGUCCGCAAUUUUCAGGGCCGUAAAUGACUAUCUCAAUGAGCGUCUCAAGUCUCGUAAUGUCCACUCGGAGAUUGUUUUCUCUUUUAGCCCCACGAACAAUAUUGCCGACUCCUUCCGGAAAUUCGGUAUCAGCGAUUCUACGAAAGAUCUGUUGGUGGUGAAGGUGUCUGUAACACCGGAAAUUACCCAUGAUUCAGUAGCGGCCCACCUGGCACAAUCUGUUGAAGGCUCACCUGUGCCUUUCAAUGACGAGACUCUGGCUGAAAUCGCGGAUGUUGCCAAAAUAAAGAAGGCCUACAAGUUGGGAGCAUUGCCUUCUGCUCCUGCGGGUCAAGUAAAUGGUGCUGGCAGCAGUGAUGAUGUACGACUCGAAAACUCCAUUAUCGGUGCAAUUGCCCUGCGAGGAGCGACUUGAUUGCUUAAUGUUCUCCAAAUUUCCACGUCAACCUGGACUCCAUCUAAGUGACCUCAAUUCGAGCGACUUCCAAUACAACAGGCUCCAUCUUGCCUGGUUGACUUCUUUCGGUGAGACUCUAUGGGCCAUGGUCCUGAGCGUAUGCGGCCAAACUUAGAUUAGUGGAUGAGUCCUCCACCAAAAACACAAGCUCUCGGCCCUCGCUCCUUCAACACAGGCGCGAAUGGCGCUAUGGCUCUGAGCAACAUACGCGUUGAAAUAUAGUAUUAUCAGUGACUGAAUGAUGUGUCGCCUCGGAACGCCUAUUCACGGGUAUAUACUACACGACGCGAAGAGCAAUACCGUGGCUUAGUAUCUAACGAAUAUUAUUCAAG